Messenger RNA from Cladocopium goreaui, 2019 nucleotides. Lineage: Eukaryota; Dinophyceae; Suessiales; Symbiodiniaceae. The record is from the annotation of a GenBank genome assembly.
GUUACCCCCAUGGAAGCACAUGCUUCGCUCCAAACGGGCCAUCCUGAAGCAGUUCAACCCUUGUCUGAACGUGAGAGGGUGCUAUUGCAUGCAAUGUUGGAAGAAUGUCAUCAUAGUUGUGCGUCGGCUCCUGACAUAUCCAUGCCCUGGGAAUUGCCAGCAUUGUCAAUGGUUUUUGGAGAGCCGAAUAGACCAAUCAUUCCUCCGAUCAGACCCGUAUUGGGGUAUGUGGAGCCACCCAGUGGUGAUGUUAGAACGGAAGGUGUUGUGAUUGUGCAGCCGAAAGCCACUGCCUUCGAACAUGCAAUCAGCUUCAAUUCCAAGAGGACUUGUCAUCUCCCAGAAUCAGAGCAGCUCCUUCUUCUGAUUCAGAAAUGGGAGGCAGUGGUCUCCAUCGAACCUAGGGCGUUCGACCUUGGGGUCAAUGUUGUGGACCUAACCUAUGAAGAGCGGUUGUCGGUGGUCAGGGAUGUCCUUGGAGGAAAAGCCAUUGCAACCAUCCGGCAACGACUUGGACAGUUGGGCCAGUACAUCAAGUGGGCAACAGAAGAGGCUCGACGCCCUCCGUUUCCGGUGACGUCGGAGCUCGUCAAAAACUAUGUGAGACAUUUGAGAAACCAUGAUGCCACUUUCUCGAAGUACACAGGUUUCCUGGAGACACUCAAGUUUUCAAAAUACGUUGUGGGUCUCGAAUGUGAUCUGGAGGCUUUCAAAUCGGCCUGGGUGUCAGGCAUCAUGCGAGCAGCAGGACAGAACAGGCCAUUACGCAGACAAUCCACGGUGCUGACAGUGGAUGCUCUCCUGUUCCUUGAAGCUUUGCUUGAGGACUCUCAGGUUGCCGGAGUCGACCGGUACGCAGUUGGAGUCGUGUUGUUUGCGACAUACUCCCGGGCCAGAUUUGGAGACCUCAAGAGCAUCGCCUCCAUCCUCAUUGACGAGGUGCCUCCGAACAAGGAGGAGAGCAUUGGCUUCCUGGAGAUGCACUCAGCGUCCCACAAGAUGCGGGCUACGGGCAACCGCCUAGGUUCCCAUCUGCCCUUGGUGGCCCCUCUGAAGGGUUUGGGACCGACAUCGUGGGGAAAGACCUUCAUCAAGAUUGGCAAGGAGGUCGGUCUGGACACGGGCAAGUGGGAUCCUUAUUGUCCACUAUUGCCUGCACCUGACCAGAUGGGAGCAUGGACCGGCAGACCGACCACAUCAGGCGAAAUCAACAGAUGGAUAAAGCAGAUCUUACUGCCCUGUGAGUUUGACGCAUCUGGCUUCACCCCUCAUGGCUGCAAGGCUACAACACUGGCCAUGUUGUCGAAGUAUGGCGUGGAGGCUGAAGUUAGACUUGCAUUGGGCCAUCACCAGAUCCGCAAGGGGGCGGCUGAGGUGUAUGCAAGGGACACCCAGUCUGCCCCCUUGAGGGUAUUGGAGUCAAUGUUCCGUGACAUCAGACGGGGUCACUUCCAACCAGACCAAUCUCGGUCGGGCAUGUUUCGCAGGGAAGAACAUGAAGUGAAUCCUGCGCCAGCACAGGACCCUGGCCUGGUGACGGAUGUGCCCUUGCCGGCACCUGAAGGGGAGUACUCUCCUGGAUCACUCGCUGAGAGCUGGAACCUCGAGACACCUGGGAUCCCAGCAGUUCUUGCAGCCAUGGAGCCAUCAGAGGCAGUGGAUACAAUCUCUUGCAACUCAGAUGAUAGCAGCUCUUCGAGCGACUCCGAGGCUGACAGCUGUGCAACAGAGACGCUGGAGGAACAGGCAAAGGACAUGCCAGAAGCCCAUGCGUCUGCCCAGAAAAGCAUACCGAAGAUGUAUCAGCACAAGAAAUCAAAGGUGGUGCACUACGCAUCCUGGUCUGGCACGGCCUUCACAUGUGGGCGACAGUUGACCCAGGAGUAUCGGCAGUGCUCUGAAAGACUUGUGGUGGAGUCCAUGAGAUGUCAGAAUUGCCAAAGGCGAGUCGACAGCCGAACUCGCGACCAUGACCUUGAGAACAUGGAAGCCGUGGUCAAGCGCUCGAGGCGUCAGUAG